AUGGCCGAUCAGAUCAGACAGCUGCAGGAACACGUCGACACCCUCUUCAAUUCCAUGAACUCGCUGCGCCAGGAGACGGCGCGCCUCGCCCCUUUGCAGGAACGUAUGCUCCCACUUCCCUCGGCCGCUGCCACGCCCUCUCCCUCGGCCUCGUCCAGCACCUACCAGCGGCCCGCCCUCCCCUUCCGAGUUCCCUCUUACUUCAACGGGCCCACCAGCCUCGCUUUUACCGUCGGCGUCGCCAAGAAUACCCUGCAUAAGAUGGGCUAUUCUGGCGUGGCGGACGGCAACGGGGACAGUAACGAGGACAGCGGGACACAGCCGGAUUCGACGCCCCACGCGUCCCCUUCGCUGCCCCCCGUGUUCCCCGAUGUCCCCUCACAAGGCGCCGUUGACCCCAUUUGGGAGCUCGACGAGAACGAAAUGAUGCGCCUGCUGGAUGUCUACUGCGAGGAAAUCAACGUCAUGUACCCCGUGACAUCCAUCGGCUCCGUCAAAGAGCACAUCAAGCACCUCGCCGCCUGGGCCGACACGGCGAGACGGACUGGCGCGGCCCCCCCGCCCGGCCUGGAGCAGAUGGUCUUGGACCCCAAGACGCUGCUGCUCAAGAUCCUCCUGUGCUGCGCUCUGGUAGUGGCCGAGCAUGGCAACAGCGACCGGGCGGUGCGGCUCUACGACAGCGUCCAGCCGACCGUCGACAAAAUGCUCACCAGCGAGGCGGCCGACGUGAGCCGGCUGUCCUUCCUCGCCCUGUGCGCUGGCUACCGCUACCUCUCCAACGACGAGGUUCUCGCGUGGCGCCUGAUCGGCCAGGUCUCGCGGCUGUGUUUCGAGCUCGGCCUGCACCGCCGCGAGGGACUGCAGAAGAUUGCCGACCCGCAGCUUCGCCGGAACGCGCUGCAUACCUUUUGGUCGGCCUACGUGCUGGACCGCCGGUGGAGUUUUAGCACAGGCCUGCCAUUCGUGUGCCACGACGACAAGAUUGAUCCGAAUUUGCCGUACCCGGAGGGCCAUCCGUUUUUGAUAGCCAUGAUCGGAUACUCGAGGCUCGGUGCCAAGAUAUGGAGGCUGGUCGACUACUUUGAGCCCGCCGUCAUCCGGGAGCUGAAGCCCCACGACUUUGACGAGCUCGACCGCGAGAUCAUGGAGUGGUACCAGAGCGUGCCCGAGGAGAUGCAAACCCUCCCGUUGGAUAACGGCGAGCCGUCGGUUCCUUCGGGGCCGUUCGACCUCCAGCGGCUGCGUGUCUGGACCUGGCUGAGGCUGAACCAACUGCGAAUCUGGCUUUACACCCCCGUUCUACACAGCGCAACUAGUAUUUCCGAGAACGUGCCACUCGCCCGGAAGGCCGUCGACCUGGCCCAGCAGACCAUCCGCCUCCUCGCGCACCUCAACAGCGAAACCGACCUCUACCGCCGCAUCCAAGUCUUCUACCACCAGUUCCUCACCUCGGCCAUCGCGGUGCUGUUCCUCGCCUCCACGCACGCGCCCCUCCUGUUCAGCGCCAUGUGCCGCGACGAGUUUUACAUGGCGCUCGAUCUCGUCAAGGAGAUGUCGUCGCGGUCCUGGGUCUCGCACCGCUUGUGGCGCACCAUCCGGUCGCUGCGCGCGUACGCGCCCAAGCUGGGCCUCGGGGACAGCUCGGCCCGCCUCCCCACCGCGGCAUCUCCGUAUGCGCACAUCAGCGGCGCCGGCAGUAGCAGCGGCAGCUCCGGCUACAGCCCCAGCGUGCCGGGACUGUUCCACAGCGGCGAUCCCAGCCGGCCGGGCAGCCGGGGUCGCACUAGGAGCGUGGCCAGCCCGCCGGCGCCCACCCCGGGCACGUCCCAGCCGAUGCAGCUCGAUGACCCCCUCAGCAACGGGCAGCGGCUACAGAGUGAGAUGCUACGCAUCUAUGAGGGCUACACGGGCAGGACGGCUGUGGCUGCUGGUGGCAGCGUGCCGGGGCCUGGGACUGCGGAUAUGGGCUAUGGCAGCCCGGGGCUUGGCAUUACGGGGGGGUUUGGGGGGAGGGGACGGGUUAGCGGGACAGAAGGAUGCGAGUGUUUAUCAGCAUUUGAAGGACAUGUUUUGAGCGCGAUGGAUUGGAUGCCUCUCGCCUUUAAACGAUACCCAGAACUACACAACCUAAUUGAAGCGUUUCUCACCAUUUGCAUACUGGCGUUGUUGCCUGCAUCGAGAGGCUAA
Chaetomium globosum CBS 148.51 is the source of this 2187-nucleotide messenger RNA. RefSeq lists its product as uncharacterized. The record is from RefSeq and is a predicted model, not a curated record. Gene Ontology annotation, biological process: positive regulation of transcription from RNA polymerase II promoter by galactose; DNA-templated transcription. Gene Ontology annotation, cellular component: nucleus. Gene Ontology annotation, molecular function: RNA polymerase II cis-regulatory region sequence-specific DNA binding; zinc ion binding; DNA-binding transcription factor activity, RNA polymerase II-specific. NCBI's taxonomy places the organism in Eukaryota, Fungi, Ascomycota, Sordariomycetes, Sordariales, Chaetomiaceae. The transcript is spliced from 3 exons. Bases 1 to 2187 code for a protein of 728 amino acids.